Molecule: messenger RNA, 186 nt
Organism: Kuraishia capsulata CBS 1993
Lineage: Eukaryota; Fungi; Ascomycota; Pichiomycetes; Pichiales; Pichiaceae
Exons: 1
Coding region: 1-186 (61 amino acids)
Source: RefSeq, a predicted model, not a curated record
AUGCCUUCGCCACAAAGAAUCAUCGAGAUGCAGAAGUUCUAUCAGUCUUCUAAGAAGCCUAUCUACAUGGCUCACCCAAGGGCCAAGUACUACCUCGUGCCAUAUGCCAUUGGUUUGACCCUCUCUGUGUCUGCCAGUUUAUACUACACCGGCCGUGCUGUGUUUGGCAUCAAGGAUAAGAAAUAA